AUGUAUAAGUUUAUUAAGAACGUUAUGUGUCAAGGUUCGGAAGGUUAUCUGCCUACACUUAAUUCAGACGAUGAUCUACAUACGCUUUACUUCUUAUCGAUAAAAAUAUUCGAACACAAAUUAUUCGUAGUGAUGAAUUCUGUUUUUCUAGCGGUGUACGCAACAGCAUUGCUGGCUAAUACGUACUUUUUCUUUAAAGAAUUCAAUACGGAAUUUUUCAAUCAGUACAUUUCGGUGUAUAUGGGUGUAGUGGCGUUUAUCAUAAUAUUUUUUCAUGAUUAUUGUCAUUUGUACGUCUUCGAGGCACUUUAUCUGCUCAGUUAUCCAAUAACUGGCUAUAUGUUCGUACGAUUAGCGUACGCUCUUCUGUAUUUUGUUUCACAUCUGAAAUUUGAAGUUUACAAGAUACUUGAUAUUAUGGAACACGUUUCUGUUGAAUAUGAUUACCAAAGUGAUAAUGAACUACUUGAAUGCGAUGAAUAUCAAAAGAUCGUAAAAGCAAGACUUCUGUUGGUGAUUACCAAACUGACCCAAUUGGCAAGAAUUGCUGAUCUAGCGUCUAUGAUAACUGCACAGUUACUACCACCAUUUACUAUAUCAGCAGUACUGAUGGGACUCAGCAUCAUGAAUCUCUUCUUCAUACGAAAUAUUCUCGGUUACUGGAGUUAUUUGCAAGUUUUCCUGUGGUCUAUUGGUUCAGCGUCGACUCUUAUAAUGUACGCACAUUGUGGUCAAGAAUUUGAGAACAACACAGAGAAGGUGUUCGAUGCCAUAUAUAAUACUCGCUGGACUUCAUUUAACAAAAGUAAUAGAAAAACUAUUUUGACUACAAUGAUCAUUUUUCAAGAACCAAAGAGUCUUAGAUUUACUGAUGCUCUGUCUUGCAAUUAUGAACUCGGGGUCCGGAUUUCAAAGGCUAUCUAUUCUUUUGCUGCUAUCAUGGCUAGGCUUAGCAAUUCGCAGGAAAUUCGAUAA
Molecule: messenger RNA, 975 nt
Organism: Zophobas morio
Lineage: Eukaryota; Metazoa; Arthropoda; Insecta; Coleoptera; Tenebrionidae
Product: odorant receptor 46a-like
Exons: 7
Coding region: 1-975 (324 amino acids)
Biological process (GO): detection of chemical stimulus involved in sensory perception of smell; sensory perception of smell
Cellular component (GO): plasma membrane
Molecular function (GO): olfactory receptor activity; odorant binding
Source: RefSeq, a predicted model, not a curated record